Messenger RNA from Aspergillus saccharolyticus JOP 1030-1, 1415 nucleotides. RefSeq lists its product as uncharacterized. The record is from RefSeq and is a predicted model, not a curated record. Bases 48 to 1250 code for a protein of 400 amino acids. NCBI's taxonomy places the organism in Eukaryota, Fungi, Ascomycota, Eurotiomycetes, Eurotiales, Aspergillaceae. The transcript is spliced from 3 exons.
CAAUGUCAUACACAGACUUAUGUCGUUAGUCUCAGCAAUAUUCGAGAAUGUCCCUUCAUAUUCCCAGUACACUGACACACUUGCUUCGACAUUCAGCUCGAGCCUUGUCAAGAUCAGACGUACCACAUGAACAUGAAAAUGCCAGGCCCCAUUCAAGCUUGUUUGAAGAGUCCUCGUCCCAGCAAAGAGACAAAGAAGACUUUCCGAUGAUAAGCGAGUGCGCUAUUCACCUUGAGCUGUUGGAAGCGUUUCAAAGUCUUCGUGGUCGGGUUACUACCUCGAAGAAGCUGACAAAAGUCCUGGGUAGAAUGAUUGGUUGCAGCAGGUACUCAAUCCUUCAUGGAAGAAUAGAUGCCUCGCAGAUAUGGCAUCAAUUUCUGUCGCUCGCAGUCACUAGAUUUCAACAUUGGAUACAAGCGGUGGAUCAUCGAUUGGAAGUGAAGCACACAGAGGAAAAGGACGAACCUUGCCUUUUACCUCCGCUUGACAUACUAAUGGUAUGGCAUGCCUUUCUGCUCAACCCAUACGACUUUGCCCGGUUCUGCAGUACCAAUCAUUUAAGCCACAUUCGAGCCAUUUCUUUUCCCUGGAAGGCUAUACAUCAAGCUCUGUCGCAAGAUACCUGGAGCUACACCCUCCCCAGCAGCGCUGCGACCUGGCUGCGCAACGGACUGAGCAUUGCACCCGAUCUAAUCACUGCGCUUCAAGGCAAUGAAAUCACAAAUGCAAGCGCAGCUACCACAAUUACCCCACCAGAGCACAGUCCUCUAAUUGACAAUGUCCUCCGACAAGCCGUCUUCAUCGACAAGAUGCAUGACUUCCUCUGGAUCCGUAGUCCCGCGCUCCAAGGCACCCUUGCUCGGGCACUUACCCGCUAUGAGCGAUUCAUCAACUUAUUCCGUCUACAGCCAGGAACGAUACUUGUUCCGACCCUGGACGUGGACCUGGUCUGGCACACGCAUCUGUGUAGUGCGACAACGUAUGAAGAGUCCAUGCUAGAGCGCACAGGGCGUUAUAUCAACCAUGACGACAAGUUGGAAGAGGGCGUUCUCAGUGAUGGGUUUGAUACGACCGGACGUCUGUACGAGGCUGCGACAGGGGAGUCGUACGGGGGUUGCUUCUGUUGGAACUGUGAGGCCAUGCGCUCAGCUAAGGAGGAGGCCGGUGGGGAAAUCGAUGCGGACCUGCGAAGGAAGAUCGAAUUAGAGGUGGAUUGCUACUGGCAAGCAGAAAUUCGUAGACGCAAAUAGAUACGCCUAGGAAAUUGGGACUUGAGUGUGUGUCAAAAGUACUCCAGAGCCUUAUCCACAGGUGAAACGCUGGAUGGUCAGUCAUAUCUUUGCGCGAAACCCCCUACGAACAGGUGGCUUAGAUUUGAUCAUGUUCAAGAUGACAGCAGAAAAUCUGGAUCGAAG